Orbicella faveolata is the source of this 1816-nucleotide messenger RNA. Its product is annotated as ubiquitin carboxyl-terminal hydrolase 30-like. Gene Ontology annotation, molecular function: cysteine-type deubiquitinase activity. Lineage: Eukaryota; Metazoa; Cnidaria; Anthozoa; Scleractinia; Merulinidae. The record is from RefSeq and is a predicted model, not a curated record. Gene Ontology annotation, biological process: protein deubiquitination. Gene Ontology annotation, cellular component: cytosol; nucleus.
UUCAGCUUCUGUAAUUCUGUCGCACUUCGAGGAACAGUAGGUUUUUCUGACGGUUUUUUCUCAGUAUAUUCCAUUUUGCUCUCGUCCGCCAUCUUUGUUAUCUAGUAUCCAGGGUCUCACGGCAAAACAAAAAACUACAUUAUGUAAUGAUCUCCAAAAAUGACAGGAAAAAGAGGAGCAUGGAUGGCCGAUGUGUGACAGUAUUUGCAGCCGCUGCGGCGAUUGGAGCCAGCUUUUAUGUCCUUUGGGCUCCUUAUGGAAAGAAAUCUAAGGCAACAAGAGGUGAUCGUCCCCCUGGUCUCAUGAAUCUUGGGAACACUUGUUUUAUGAAUUCCAUAUUGCAGGGAAUUGCAAUCUUGCCAUCAUUUGUGGCAUGGUUACAGGAUUUUUCUGCCGACAGUGAUGGUAAAUCUCUAUCCAACUUAGCAAUGGAGUUGAAAAUACUAGUAAAAGCUUUGAAUAGUGGUUUUGUGGAGGGAGAUGAUGUCAUUUGCCCAGACUCUGUGUUAUCUGCUCUUAUUUCUCAUGGCUGGUUCAUACCUACAGAACAGCAGGAUGCCCAUGAAUUCUUCCAUGUUCUUUCUUCUACUUUAGAUGAUGAAAUGGGUGAACCUGCAGGUGUGAUGAACCUAGGUGAUAUUGCUACAGUUGAGAAACAUGAUGAUUCAAUUGAAGAGGACACAUCCAUGGUACACAGAAGCAAAGUGCCCAUCAAAAGAGACUGCUGUAAUAAACCUCAUCUGCCAUUCCAUGGCUUACUGGCAAGCCAGCUGGUGUGUAAACAAUGUGGAGCAAAGUGCCCAGUUAAGUUUGACAGUUAUGAUAGCCUGUCCCUCAGUUUACCAACAACCUUUCAGAUGGGCCUGGCACUAGAGGACCUGUUACAUAUGUUUGUUUGUUCAGAGACAGUGGAUGCAGUCGAGUGUCAUGGCUGCCGACAGCAGCAAAACACAGAUGACUCAACCAGUGCUGUCAGGACUACAUUUAUCAAACGGCUCACACUAGGAAAAUUACCACAGUGUCUUUGUAUCCACAUUCAAAGAACUUACUGGCACGCCAAUGGCGUCCCGUAUAAAAACAACUCCUUCAUUAAAUUUCCAGAGUUUCUUGAUAUGGAGCCGUUUUUAUACGAGCCUUUGGAGCCGAAAAACUGCUCCCAAAAGGACUGUGCGAUUAAAGAUACACGUAAGAUUGCCUCACUCUCAAAUGGAGGUCUUCAAGUGACUGCAGCCAGGGACAUGGAGCUGAAUGGUUAUCUAAAUGAACUAGCCACUUCGUUCAUUAAAGCAAACACAAAGAGUAGCGGCCGUGCAGUUUUCAAACUAAUGGCGGUUGUUGUUCACAUGGGAUCCGUGGAUGAUGGUCAUUACGUCACUUACAGGAGAUUUGAAACUCCCCAAGGCAAUGAACAUGCGUCCAAGUGGAUUUACACGUCAGACGAAAUUGUGGAGGCCGCGUCGCGUGACCAAGCCCUAUCAAGCUGCGCUUAUAUGCUAUUCUACGAGAGAACUACCAGAUAGCUCGAAUAACGCGUACAUGUUUGGUUAGCGUGUUGCGUUACAUCUUUUUUAAAUAUAAUUCUACAGGCGUAACGCGGUGACUGCCAAUAAACUGACUAGAUGUGAUUCUUUCAAAUUUUGUAGGUCUAACGUAUUUACUAAGACUUCACAACAUAUUGGUAGAUGUUGUCCUGUUUCAAAUGAUGUAUGCUGUAAUCUGUAAUCUAGAUGCCUUUCUUAUAUGGACCUGACGUAUAAACAGGUUUUAUUCAGAGGUUGCUGCGUAUCAAUAAAAUUAUGGUCGUCUUCUGAAACUA